UUUGCCAUUCGUGUCGAUUCGUUGUGCGAAGCGCACGCCUCGCCGGUGACGCACGUUCGUUGACCGUUUUCUCAGCCGGUCAUUCUCUUCACAAACCAACCGUAACUGUUCUCCAAUCCGUAACGUCAACACGUGAACAAAAUAGUGAAAGAGUGAAUAAAUUUUCAGUGAAAUGGUAUUUUGAUCAUGUUUAUCGACUGGUAACAUCUGAACAAGAGCAAUGUAUGCCACGUCAACGACGCCAACGUCUGGGUCCCGUGGUGAUCUCUCCGGUGCCGCGGAGAGGCGCGUCAGGGUCAUCCGACUUCUGCGCCCGCGAAAAGCCGCACCGGCGUUCGGCUUCUCUUUGCGAGGAGGAAAAGAAUACGCCACCGGCUUCUUCGUGUCAAAAGUCGAACACAGCUCAGAGGCGCAUCUCCAAGGGCUGAAGGUCGGUGAUCAGGUGGUGAGCGUCAAUGGUUAUCGCGUGGAUGAUGCAGUGCACGCCGAGCUGGUACAUUACAUCACGUCACAAUCCAGACUCAAGAUCAAAGUUAGACAUGUUGGUAUGUUGCCGAUUAAAGAGAAAGACUUCGAGACUUUAUCCUGGCAGUUUGUAUCAGAGCGAGCGUCACUCGCGUCAGAGGUGUCUUCGUCGCCUACUCUUUGUCACACAGAUCAUAUAACCGAUUUGCGACUCUCAAUUCUCGUGCCUCCCAGAGCUAAAUUAGGUUGUGGGAUUUGCAAAGGACCCGAAUGGAAGCCAGGGAUAUACGUGCAGUUUGUUCGCGAUGGUGGGAUUGCGAAGGAAGCCGGUUUGAGGCCAGGAGAUCAAGUUUUGUCCUGCAAUGGCUUGGAUUUCUCCAAUAUAUCAUUUAAUGAGGCUGUAUCUGCUAUGAAAGUGAGCGGACGAUUGGAAUUGGUUGUUCGUGAAGGUGUAGGACGAGAACUCGUGUCACCAGAGAGCUCUGGUUACAACAGUUCCGCGUCUUCAGCUGCUGGCGAAAGGAGUCCGGCAUCAGCACCUCCAGUUGUGCCAUUAGCAGCACCAGCGGUCUUACGAAGACGACUAGCCAGUGUCGCAGAAGAGGCGGCUGAGAGAGCGGACAGACUUACAUCUAACAGAAUAAAAAGGAGAACGUGGGAUAGUCUGGAAUUCGAUUGGAAAAACGGUGACAUUCACAAUUUUGAUGCACCAUCGGACAUUGAACCCGACUACGACUGUCCCAGCAUACCAAAUAACCCUCACACAUAUGAAAAUAAAACUAAUAAAAUAAACAAAAUAAAAACAGAAUAUGAACCAUCUAAAGGCACACAAUUAAAUAGGACCAUAAUAAAUUUGACUGAAAAUGGAGGAACAACAGUUCUGCAUUGUAGUUACGAUAACUCUUCAAAUAAAACCGCAUACCAACCGAACAGAGACAAUGAUAAAAAGACAAUAGUAGUGGAAGUUCAUAAUGUCCAAGCUCCAAGUGCCAAAUCUAAUUGUAACCAUCCGGUUCCGCCCAAAAUCGACAUGAUAUCGGACACCACGAGUAUAUCCAGUUCAGCCACAUUGUCCAGUGCCAUUGUUGAGGAGAUACAGAGGAGGAAAUUGAAGAAACCGGCGGUGGAGAAAGAACCACCAAAUGUCCCGAAGAAAGCGAAUAUUCCAAAGAUAGAUGACGACAAGAAGAAACACCAUAAUGCUCUAAUGGACGAAUUUAAGAAGGUUCAUAGGAAAAUGUUUGCCAACCAAGAAGAUGAAUGUAAAGAAGAUGGUGAAAAUUCGGAUCGACAACACACUUUACGACUGAGAAAACCGGCCGUGGAGGCAACAGAGCAUGUCGAAAACAUACAAGAAAGGCUGACUGUGAAGAAACUACCGCCGCCUCCACCCCCUAUGCCAACCACAAAUGGCCACCACAACGGUGAAAUAAACGGCGACCGGAAACCAAAGCUAGAGGAUAUUAUAAAAACGCCAAUAAUAAAAAAAAUCGCUACAGUUAACCGAACUCCAACACCAGAUUACAACGACAAAGAACUGACUUUACCAAUAAAAUCGAAAAGCUUAAACGAAUCAAACGCAGAUGUAGAUUCCCUAGAAUCAUACAAACUCCAAAGUCCAGGAAAUGUGAACUUAAAACCACCUUCGAAUUACUUCAUAAAGGCUCCCAACGGCACGGCUACUAUGAAAAAGCAUUCCAGGCCUGUAUCCGUCACUAUAGGAGAAUACGUGAAUAAUAUGAGUGGAAGAAGGGAGCCGUCGAAGCUGGAAUUUCUCAAUGGGGACAAAAAGAACUGCCAAUCAGUAGACGAAGAGUCGCUCUCAAGUAGAUUACAGUCGGAGUUAGCUCUUACACUUUCACGAUCGAAUUUACGCAAAAAGACUGAAGCUAUGGUGGAUGGCGGGCGAUAAUCUUCAAAAAUUGCCACAUUUUAGAACUAACACAGGAUUUACACACAAAAGCCUGUAACCUGUAUAUA
This is a messenger RNA of Pieris rapae (cabbage white), 2445 nucleotides long. RefSeq lists its product as uncharacterized. Lineage: Eukaryota; Metazoa; Arthropoda; Insecta; Lepidoptera; Pieridae. The transcript is spliced from 12 exons. Bases 221 to 2377 code for a protein of 718 amino acids. Gene Ontology annotation, biological process: rhabdomere development. Gene Ontology annotation, molecular function: protein binding. The record is from RefSeq and is a predicted model, not a curated record. Gene Ontology annotation, cellular component: stereocilium tip; stereocilia ankle link complex; cilium.